AUGACCGUAAAGAUACCGUCAGUAGCAGACCACCAGUUAAGCAAAGGUUACCAAACUCCAGAAGAGUGGCUUGUAAGACUCGAUCCGGAAUGGGUUCGCAUCUGGAACGCAUAUGGAGGGCACCACCGUCAAGCCGAAGAAGUACCAAUUGAAAAAGUGCGCCGGAAGCCACUCGCAUAUAGCUUUACAUAUCCAACAUGGUCAGAGUUUGAUAUACCCGUUAGCCGACCUGCUGGUCAUAUCAAAGUGCGCGUGUAUACGCCAGAAGGACAGGGUACUUUUCCUGUACAUGUUAACUAUCAUGGAGGCGGAUGGAUUCUGGGUGGUCUUAAUAGCGAAGCAGCCUGGUGUAGAAGUGUCUGUAAUAACACUGGCAUCGUCAUUGUCGACGUUGAUUACCGCCUCGCCCCAGAAUUCGUUUUCCCUACAGCCAUCUAUGACUCAUGGGAUGCACUCCAAUGGGUUCUAUCUCAUGCUGAGGAUUUGAAUAUCGAUGCCACUAGUGUUUCGAUCGGCGGUCUCUCGGCAGGUGGUCACAUGUCGGCAGUUCUUUCGCACAUGGCGCGCGAUGCGGGACUAGAACUCAAACUAGCAUUGCUAGUUGUGCCUUCGACUGACUUCAGAUGGCUCAUUGCUGAACAACCCUUGCGUUCAGUGAUUGCCAAGCGUUAUCCCAGUACAGCGCAAUACAAAGAUGCACCUUGGGGAGGCCUGAAAAGAGAGCAGUGGUUCUUGAAUUACUGGAUUCCGACCGAUAUCAGAAGAGCUGCAUGUGAUGACUGGAUGGCUUCACCGAUCCUGGCCCAGUCCUUUGAAAGACUGCCGCCAACGCAUAUCAUAACUGCUGAGUUUGAUAUAUGUAGAGAUGAAGCGCAUCAAUAUGGUGAGCUGCUGGCAGACAGUGGAAAUCUUGUAACCCAGAAGUGUUACCGAGGAAUGCCGCACGCGUUUGGGCACUAUAUUCAUCCUAAAAAGGGUCUAAGCAAAGGGCAUGAGUAUGUGCACGAUACCUCAAAACUAUUGCAACAGGCACAUGGACUAUGA
This is a messenger RNA of Bipolaris oryzae ATCC 44560, 1044 nucleotides long. RefSeq lists its product as uncharacterized. The transcript is spliced from 4 exons. NCBI's taxonomy places the organism in Eukaryota, Fungi, Ascomycota, Dothideomycetes, Pleosporales, Pleosporaceae. Bases 1 to 1044 code for a protein of 347 amino acids. The record is from RefSeq and is a predicted model, not a curated record. Gene Ontology annotation, molecular function: hydrolase activity.